AGGAACGCAGGAAGUAAUAAAUAAAGGUGAAUGCAUAACCAGGUUUCUAAUUCUCAUUUUCGAAUAUACUUAUCGGGAAAGGAUGACCGGUCGUACCGCCAACCCUAGUUAAUUCUGGGGCGCGGAGGGCAUCAUGGAGCCUGUUUCUGGAAUUUUCUUGUUUCCCUCUCUUCCCUCUCUUCCCUCUUCCUAGUUUGCUGCGGCGAAGGUUGCCAACUCUCUUUCUUCUUGACGAAAAUCCAUUCCUGAUUCAGUUCGCUGUUCACCCUUUCAGAAAUUGAUGCGCUGUAGGGCAAUUUGAUUGAUUGACAGGCUUUUGAGGUCCCUUAUACGUCACUGAUUCCGAAAGACCUGUCUUGAUUGCCGAGUAGAUCCAUCUUGCUGACAUCAAAGAAAUCCCCAAUUCACAGAGGAGAAUUUGAGAGCCUUGGUGUCGAAGUUUAUUUGAUCGAUUCUCUUGCCAUGGCCGCAAAGAUUCUGGCAAACCUGAUUGUGAUGGGUGGUGGUAUUUUGGCUAGAGCGUUUGUUCAAGCUUAUCGUCAAGCUCUUGCUAAUGCCUCGAAAAAUGGUGUUGCACAAGAGACAAUACAGAAUACCAUUCGCAGAGCUAACAAGGUGAUGACACAGCAGGAAGCUCGGCAGAUUCUUGGCGUGACAGAGGAAACCCCUUGGGAAGAGAUUGUGAAGAAAUAUGACAAUUUGUUCGAAAGCAAUGCCAAGAGUGGAAGUUUCUACCUUCAGUCAAAAGUUCAUCGGGCCAAGGAACAUCUAGAGGCUGUCCACCAGCAAAAGGGCCAGGACACAGCUACUUGAGGACUCCCAUUUUUCCCACUUGGCAACCUCAUGUAUAGUUAUUUUGGGCUCGAGUUAACAACCUAUGUUGUUUGCGAUUUUUUGCAGUGAGUUUCACAAAACCGAAAUUAUCUUGAAACGAUUGUAAAUAAGUUACUCGUUAUCUCGCUGCGAAUAAGGGCAUUCAAAAGCACUAAAUGAUAUGCUAUUUUUCUUUUUCUGGUAACGAGAAUGAGGGAAUACGAACACUUUUGAUAGA
Messenger RNA from Prosopis cineraria, 1051 nucleotides. Its product is annotated as mitochondrial import inner membrane translocase subunit PAM16 like 2-like. Gene Ontology annotation, cellular component: TIM23 mitochondrial import inner membrane translocase complex. The transcript is spliced from 5 exons. The coding region runs from base 463 to 813 and encodes 116 amino acids. Gene Ontology annotation, biological process: protein import into mitochondrial matrix. Lineage: Eukaryota; Viridiplantae; Streptophyta; Magnoliopsida; Fabales; Fabaceae. The record is from RefSeq and is a predicted model, not a curated record.